CUAGCUUCGCGGCGGAGAUGAUGACGCCGACGCUGAUGAGGCUGGUGCUGGCGCUCACGGCGGUCGGGUGUUGCGCCGCUCGACAGGCGUCCGGCCGCGUCGACCUGUGGCCAAUGCCGGCGUCCGUUAGCCGCGGGGCCAGGAUGCUUUACAUCGCCAAGGACCUCAAGCUGACGACGGCUGGGGCCGGGUACAAGGACGGGAAGGCCAUCCUGGCCGACGCCUUCAGGAGGAUGGUGGCCGCCAUCCAGCUGGACCACGCCAUCAAUGGAAGCUACGACGACCUUCCUGUGCUCGCCGGUGUCAAUGUGGUCGUCCGUUCCCCGGACGACGAGUUCGGGGUGGAUGAAUCAUACAGGCUGACCAUGCCUUCAACCGGGAGUCCCCUAUAUGCCCGAAUUGAGGUGUGGUGCUAAGAUUGGUGGAGAUUUGGGGUCGUCAAGCCAGGACCUUGAUGGGAUUCUUGGAUUUGGUCAGUCAAAUUCAUCCAUGCUGUCACAGUUAGCAGCUGCAGGAAAAGUGAGGAAGGUCUUCGCACAUUGCUUGGACACCAUAAAUGGUGGAGGAAUUUUCGCUAUUGGGGAUGUCGUGCAGCCAAAAGUGAGCACAACGCCG
Hordeum vulgare subsp. vulgare (domesticated barley) is the source of this 615-nucleotide messenger RNA. RefSeq names its product beta-hexosaminidase 3-like. NCBI's taxonomy places the organism in Eukaryota, Viridiplantae, Streptophyta, Magnoliopsida, Poales, Poaceae. Bases 18 to 416 code for a protein of 132 amino acids. The record is from RefSeq and is a predicted model, not a curated record. The transcript is spliced from 3 exons.